UAUCACGCGACCAUCCCUAACCCCGCAUAAGCUAAAAAAAAAAAAAAACAUUCUAUUCUUUCCUGCAAAAAAGGUAUAAUUUGGUAAUUUACUAUCUUAAAACGGGUGUAAAAUGAGUUCGGCUCGUUUUGCGCGUUCCGGGCGCGUCCGCAUCUGCAUCCUGAUGAGCAUGUUCAUCGUGCUCAUCAUGAUGAUUGUGAUCUACCAAAUGUCGCAGCACCAAUUGGACGAGAGCCGCGCCUUCCAAGAGGGUCUCAGUGUCCAGAUGCAAUCUCUCAAUGCCGAGAAACUGACCGCCGAGAAGAGGAUGAGCCUGCUGCGCACGGAGAAGAUGAGCCUGCAGGAGAAGUACGAGGGUCAGCUGGCGGAGGCUGUGCAAAAGCAGCAGGAAACGGAACGCUCCCUCCAGGAGAAGUUCGACGCCCAGGUGGAGAAGUACAAGGUGCUGGAGCAGAAGUACUCCGACCUGGAGGCCGAGUGCCUCCAGAGCAAGAAGAAACACAUCGAGGAUACGAACGCAUUCGACCAGAAACUGCAGAAAGUGCUAGCCGAUUUGCACAAGGACAAGGCCAGCAAGGAGCACGAGGUGGCUGCCUGGAAGGAAAAACUGGACAAGCAGCAGCGCGAGGGAGAGCACAAGAUCCACGCGCUGGAGGCCACAGUUGCGGAAUUCAGGACCAACUGCAACUAUGUGCCCAAGGUUCAGCCCGCCGAGGCCCCGGCCCAUGGCCACCAGCAGCAGCAGCAGCUGAACAAGCCCGCCGACCAGAUGCCCACCACACGCCACUCCAAUGCCGCCCAGCUGGCGCACAGCAUUGAAAAGCCACGCAACGAGAAGUCUUUCGAUGCCCAAGUGCAAGUGAGUGAAGGCCUCUACAGGAUCGGCGGCGGGGUAAAUCUGCUAGCGACUAACCAAACAACCGCAGCUACUAACAACUCCACACUCAAGAGCAAUGGUGACGGAAUCCAGGAGCAGCUGCCUCUCCUGCCCUUCGCCGUGCGCAACAACCACAGCCUCAUACUAAACUCUGUUGAAAACUUUCAGAUUGUGCCCAAAUCGCUCAAUGAGAAGCAGCAGCAGCAGCAGGAGGAGCCUCAGCUGUCCGGCGGAGCCGUUUCUCCGCUAAGCGCUCCCCGCAAGAGCAGCACACAGUCUGCUGAGGGCGGUGCGGCUGCCAAGAAAGCAGGCAAUGCUCCCAACGCUUCGGUGGCUCCAAAGGUGAGCAGCAGCAGCGGCCUUCCACCAGUCAAGCCGGACCGCAAACUGCCGGAAAACGUGGCUCCCAUUCCGGACAACUUUGAGGACAAGGCGGACACCAAAGGCGACGGUGUCGAUGUAGACACCGCUGCCGAGGAGCUGCCCAAGAACGAGAACAACAAUCGUUACGCCAACGCUGUAAACGAGCUGGAGAGCAACAAGAACCUGGGUGUGGCACCCAAACCCCUGGAGGAUUCGGGCGCCCACGAGGUCAAGGACGCGCUAAACGAGCCUAGCUUUAAUUUACCCGCUGCUGGUGGCGGCCAGAACUUCUUUGAUGGGGAGUUACCGGCUCCUGGUCCCGGGCCCGUGCCCGAUGAGCCGGCCAAGCAGAUGGCCGAGGCAGCCGGCGCAGGCGGAGGUGGCGAAGGUGACGACGACGACGAUGUGGGCGAUGUGGCCGUUAAGCAGCCGCAGCAUCUUCUCGAAUCAGACAAUCUAAACAACGAAAUUGUGGCUGAUCAGGGCAAGGAGUUUGCCGAAGGCAUCCAUCUGGAAGAUGCCAUGGAUGAAGAUCAAGAUGAGGACGACUAUUCCAAUGUGGCGGCGCGCAAGAAGGGCGGCGAGGUUAUUAGACAUUAAGUUACCGAAUUUUCUAUUAAUAUUGAGCGGCAUGUGUGCAAAAGGCUUAGAAAACCCUUUAUAUUAAAGCCGUGCUCAAGGAUCCAUAGAUUUUAGGGAUAUGAAGUUCUGCAAACCAAUCAAUGAAUUUGUAAGAUAAUUGGAGAUUAUAAAUCGAAAUCUAUCCUGGGUUGAGCACGCCCUAAGCUAUUUAGUUUAUAAGUAAAAUUAAUCGUCAUUUUGUUAAUAGCAAAUGAAAAAGAAAACACGAAAACUCGCAGGAAAUACAAUACUCUAAAAUGGAAAUGAGAUUGAAGGCAGCUCCAGUUUAAUGUUUCAACUGGAAUUUAUUUAAAAUUAAGACUGGUUCGGUUCAGCUUUCCGUUGCUAAAUCCUAAACCAUUUCAUUGCUAAUUUCGCCAAUCUCAAAAAUAUACUCUUGCGCUCUUCAUCUGCGUACAAUAUUUCCUUGUACUUGGUUUUCUGUGAUACAAAUAUCUCGCUUCACUGCAUUUGCCUGUGUUUUUUGUCGCUGCCUCGACAUUUUCCAUUGGCAUUCGAAUUCCGUCAACUCAUUUCGCUAGAGAAUAGGUAGCCACAUAAGAUAGGAAUGUACACUCGCCUAGCAUUCGAAAACACACACAAACUUUAUUGAUAAUAAUAAACUUAAAACAUAAAUGUUAA
This is a messenger RNA of Drosophila takahashii, 2503 nucleotides long. RefSeq names its product calponin homology domain-containing protein DDB_G0272472. Lineage: Eukaryota; Metazoa; Arthropoda; Insecta; Diptera; Drosophilidae. The record is from RefSeq and is a predicted model, not a curated record.